UUUCAGUCCUUCACCAUCUCCCCAACAUAGUAUAUCAUCACAAGACAUGCAUUCCCGACUUGAACUUUAUGCAAACAGGUUGGCAGAAGUGGAACAAAGACAGGCGUCCUCCACACCCGACUCUGAUGAUGAACAUAAUUUGAUUGCCCAGUACUGCCAAAGUCUGAAUGGAAACACUUCCCAUACGCUGAAGAGUCCAAUGCAGAUCAUGAUGGCAGUCGAUUCGGACCAGAAGUCGGAACUGGAGGCCAUGAUCAAGGAUCUCGAGGAGGAAAACAAGACACUACAGCAAGAGUAUGACCGGCUGAAACAAGCCAAUGAACUGCGAGAAAAUGGGAAUGGACUAGAGGAAGUGGAGGAUGACAAUAACAGCAAUGUUGACAUGGAUGCUGAAAUGAUUGCUGAAGCCAAGUUACUUCGUCAACACAAAGGUCGUCUGGAGUCACGUAUGAAGAUUCUAGAGGAUCACAACCAGCAACUGGAGGCCCAAUUGACACGCCUCAAACAGCUCCUGGACCAGCCGACACAGGAGCAAAGUGUAGGUUCAUCCAUGCCUACCACCCCCUCCUCCACAGAAUCUGACAUUCAGCAGCCCCCACCCCCUCGGUACAGGUUCAGCCCUCAGCUGGAGUCCACCCCUCAGAUGAAUGGUCACAGUCAUACAACAGAAACACCUAGUAAAGAUGAAGUUGGGGACAUCAGUGAAAUCAUAUCAGAACCCAAUGGCAGUAUAACAGAGGACAAAUCCAGAGGCCCCAACAAGGUGGGAAACUUGUUUCACAUGGCUGGUGAGGUGGGCAAAGAGGUCGGACGUUUGGUCACUGUGAUGACCGAUGAACAGACCGCAGAAGCCGAGGCCAGAGAAACAGGUGCUGCACAACCCCAGACCAGUUAGAGGGUCAUUACCAUUGUAGCACAUCAAUGAUCUCAAAUCAGUGUUCACCUGUGUUGAGGAGACAGGUGUCACUCUGGUCACAAAGACACCUGUCUUGAGAAAUCAUAUUCCAUCAGAACACAUAAAUGACUCUGAAGACAUGUCAUCUCGUGUAUGUUGGUCCCUCAUCACGUGAAAAUGUUUUCAUUCUAGCCGAGACUGAGAUCAUGCCUGCCACUUCAUGGACAUACCGUCAACAUUUGGGUCAAUGUGUAUGUGUAUGGAAGCUGUUAUCACCCACCAUCUCUUUGUCCUCAUUAUGUACAAACACGUUUUCUCUGCUGGACACAAAACAUAAAAACAAGGUCAAAAAGUGUUGUAAUAUUCAAGACCUCAGAAGUUGUUUGUGUUAAAUUGUUGAAUGAGAAUAUUUUGACUUUUUUUUAGAAUUUAUCUUUUUUGAACAGAGAGGACAGGAUAAGCAAGUCAGAUCCAGCCAAAUAUUUCGGAUACCAAAGAAAUGUAGGCUAGUUUAAUGAGAUAGUAGGAAAUGGACUCCAUGUUUGUGAUAGUGAUUGCCUUCUGUGAUGCCACUUGUGUCUGGAGAGUUUUAUUGAAAGCUCUGUUCUGUCAUAUUCACUAUGUUGUGAUACCUACAUAAAACAUGAAUGUGUGCGUAUGUGUACAAACAUACCUAUUUUUAUUUGUUUAAACACUGCCAAACUUGCAUCUUUUUAAUUUCAUGAUAGAAAUGUGUUACUAUGGUAACCAUAUGAAGCAGAGAAUCUACUGAAAUAUUCACUUUCCAGAGUUACUCCCCAUGGAUGAAUAAUUAGAAUCACAGGGCAAAUGCGAAGAAGUAUUGAUAUUUACACAAUGUGCCAUGUAAUCUUCCAAUAAUUACAUCAUGUAUAGUACAAGAAUUUGUUGGAAAUGCCAAAUAAAUUGGGGAUAUGAUUAUAUAUUUGUUGAGGUCAGGAGAUACAAAGUGGUAAUACAAUCUACAUUAAGCAGAGUCGUUUGCUGGUGUUUCGGAGCCCUGUGAAUUCAGGUUUAGAAAACAUUGCGCUUUAUCUCCAGAUUUCAAUCUGUGACUUGUGAUGUUACAGGAUUAUAGGUUAAGUCUCUGGUUUUGUCAUAAUCCAAUCAAAGUCGUCCGUGUGAGUUUAUCGAUAAACAUAUGUACAUAGUUAUAAGGAAAAAAUGCAAAUCUUCCAUAAUUUAUAUCAGGUGUGUUUGAUAUACGAGACUCAUUCUAAUUCGAGGGUGCAGGAGGAUUACAAUAAAAGGUUUAAUGUAUCCCGGGCCUAGGUAUGAUGUGAGGGUGAAGUGAUGAGUGUUUGUUUGACUGUACAUAGUCUGGAGUGUAAGAUUCUAUGUAUAAAGAUAGCCAUUGGUUGUACAGACCUCCCAUCAUAAAUCAUCAUCAUUCACAGUUGAUUCUUAUACAGAGUCACUCCCCAACUAUGUAGACCAAAUGCAUUUUCCAGUUGAUAUUUCAAAGUUUUCCAUACAUUUUAUUUUCUGUGAAGUCCACUUUCAUCUGUUUUUAGCUUGUUAUAUACUGUAUAACCAAGCUUUUGUUAAUGUAGACAGCCGUUAGGUAUCCUGUCGUUCUGGAGUGAUCUCCCUUAGAAUGUAUAUAUCAGUUACUGGAUGAAAUUAAACUAUUUUAGUCACAAAUUAACAUAAAAUGGAAAUGAAGAUUUUUGUUGACUGAUAUGUUACAGAAUAACUUUAUGGUGCUAUGUUAAUGGUGUAAGUUUAUGUACUGUCAGGAUCAGUAUAAGCAUGUGUACAAUCUAUUCUUGAAAAUCUCUGAAUUAAACAAAAGUAUGACGGACAAUUACUUGUAGAAGUUGGUUAAUUACCAACACAACAUUUUGUUAAAGCAUUGAUACUGUCAAGAUUUUCUAAUCCUUUCCGACGUCCUUGGCAGACAUCUUCCCAUGUCAAAGCCACAACCGCCCCCGCUGCUUACUGAAAAGAAUUAGCAUAGUAUCCGUGCUAUUCCUGGUCAACAUUAGUAUAUAUAUCAUGUACUGAUAUUUCAUGUCUUUAAAAAGUAGUACUGAAAAAUACUCUAAACAUUCUGUAACCAACUCUUUAUUCAGGAAUUGUAACAUAAAUACUCACAUAUACAUGUACCAGAAAUGUAAAGUGUAUAUACUUCAAGUUUGAACUUUUUAGGGGCACUGAUAUUUUCGUGGUUGGAAUAAUAGGAAGAAUUUAUUAAAUUUGUCACUAAACUGACCAUUGAAUUCAUAGAUGGAUAGCUUGACCAUUCUAAGUUGCUAAUCCACCCUGGUCAAAAGUUUAUCUUAUUGAGCUAGCUUUAACUACGGGAAGAACAUUCCAUUAAAAUUGUAAACAGUAUAGAAUUUCUUAAUUGAUAAUUACUAUUUAAUAUUUAUACCAAUAGUGUACAGCAGAUAACUCACUCUAACAAUUUACCAAUUUCAACAAGUAAUUAUGGAUGCUAGCCACUGUAAGUUAUAUGUAAUAAUCAAUAUUUAUGCAUUUAAACUUCAUAGAUAUGUGUAAUGUAUACUUUUGCAUAUAAUGUUUGAAAAAUAUUUCAAAACAAAAUGUAUUUCGAACACAUUAUAUAAUCUCUAUGACAAAGUAUAAACACUGUGACAUGGUAUACCUAUAAGAACAGAUUUUCAGUUCUUUAAAGGGAAAUAAGAUUAUAUGUCAUGCUAAAGGAACUCCUCCAUUAAAACUGAAGCUUGUAUAUCUAAUCUUGGGUUGUGGUAUGGUUGUACUUUAUCGUGUUAGCCUCUCUAUAUUUUUAUGUUACUGGUGGCCUCUAUAUUUCCACUUGUGACUACUCUGCAUCCUAAACUACAUUUCUGAAUGAGUAAACACCUUUGUACCCUAGAGGUAUUGUAGGCUGUUUUACCCCUGGCAUAAGUUUUACCACUCGGAUUCGGUAGUAAUGGACUGUAGAACUGUUAAAUUACCUCCCCUUAUAUCAUUUGAGCUUCGUACUGUAUACAUUUGUUAAGUUAUACAAAUUAGCAAAAUGCUAAGACUGAAAUAAACAUAUAGAUUUUAUACGAGAAAAAAAAUUAAUAAAAAUUAUAUUUGAAUGUA
This is a messenger RNA of Ylistrum balloti, 3973 nucleotides long. Its product is annotated as dystrophin-like. The transcript is spliced from 8 exons. Gene Ontology annotation, biological process: synaptic signaling. The record is from RefSeq and is a predicted model, not a curated record. Gene Ontology annotation, cellular component: plasma membrane. The coding region runs from base 47 to 895 and encodes 282 amino acids. Lineage: Eukaryota; Metazoa; Mollusca; Bivalvia; Pectinida; Pectinidae.